UGAUCACGCGAGGUCACAAGAUGCACAACUCUAGUGAUAUAUUCUGCUUGAAAGAUCUGGACGAGGAUAAUUCGAACGGUACACAAAUAAUAUCCGUCAACGGACAGUGUUCGUUGAGGCAGAACCGAAUGAGAAGAGAUCUGCAUGCGGGGUCCUCUUUCGAAUACGGUUCCACUUCUGCGAGACAAAGGGAGGAUAUAAUGGGAACUGACAGGUCGAAACCAGACACUAGCGACCAGAUCGAAAAGAAUAUUUUGGACGAGACGAGGAAGGAAGAUAUUCAUCGUCUACCGGACAAAGUGGAGUCGGGACUUUGCAAAGCUCCGGAACCCACAUCUCUUCCGGCUCAACACUUGAUUUCGGAAUCGGCGAUGACGAGGAAUCCUCUUACCGGAGCGGGCAUGGAGGUGGAACUCCACAAGAAGCCCAAGAAAGGCGCCUCGAAAGACAAUAAAUGGGUGUGGUAACUCAACCGGAGUCGGCGUUUGCAUAUUUUGUAAACCAACAUUACUAUCGUUAUUAAAUUGAC
Molecule: messenger RNA, 529 nt
Organism: Cylas formicarius (sweet potato weevil)
Lineage: Eukaryota; Metazoa; Arthropoda; Insecta; Coleoptera; Brentidae
Exons: 1
Coding region: 21-467 (148 amino acids)
Source: RefSeq, a predicted model, not a curated record